AUGGUUAAUUUAAGUAACAUACAAUUAUUAAGAUGGAACACUUCAUGGACAUAUAAAUUAAAGAGAUAUCACAUGUCACCAAGAUGGAAUGUUAGUAAAUGGUUGGUGAAAGAGGAAUAUAAAUCCCAAAAAUUUACUAAACCAUUUUAUUUAACAAAAUGGGGAAAUUUUAAAACAUGCCAACAAGUUCAAUUAUUACCAACUACUGGUGGAGCUUAUAACAAAUUUUGCGAUAUGAACAAACUUCAUGAAAACAACAACAGAAAAAAAUAA
Molecule: messenger RNA, 273 nt
Organism: Plasmodium reichenowi
Lineage: Eukaryota; Apicomplexa; Aconoidasida; Haemosporida; Plasmodiidae
Exons: 2
Coding region: 1-273 (90 amino acids)
Source: RefSeq, a predicted model, not a curated record